Drosophila serrata is the source of this 2149-nucleotide messenger RNA. RefSeq names its product putative inorganic phosphate cotransporter. Gene Ontology annotation, biological process: monoatomic anion transport; transmembrane transport. Gene Ontology annotation, cellular component: membrane. The record is from RefSeq and is a predicted model, not a curated record. Gene Ontology annotation, molecular function: transmembrane transporter activity. Lineage: Eukaryota; Metazoa; Arthropoda; Insecta; Diptera; Drosophilidae.
ACGCAACGGCGGCGAGAGCGUUACUCUAUAACCACUCUAUACAGUCAAUAUAUUAUAUAUACCGGCCAAAAUCGGGCAAUAACGAAAGCAAUUGCAACAGUUGUGAAUAUGGUGACAUUUGCCUCGAUCGUUGACCACCAUUCAAUUACCACGCCGCAUUAAGAACGCGCAGUGCCAGAACAACAUAAAACACAUAUAGUAUUAUUUCUAUAUAGUAAAAGUAAAUUAAAUUUAAAUAAAGUUAGUUAAGCAAACGCGAGCAUCAUCAUGAAGCUUCUGUGCUGUGGCGGUAGCAAUGGCUCCAUGGACAUGGACUCCAAGAAUUCCAAGAAGACGGAUGAGGCCGAGGGCCAACAUUCCGGCUUGGGAGUGCGUCACUUUCAGGUGUUCCUGCUCUUCUUUGCCCUGACGGUGGCCUAUGCCUUGAGAGUGAACCUGUCCGUGGCCGUGGUGGCCAUGACGGAUGCGGCCUCUGUGAAUCCCAGUUUUCCGGAAUACCAAUGGUCGGAGAAGGUAAAGUCCCUGCUGCUGAGCAGCUUCUUCUGGGGCUACGUCAUCACCCAAGUCCCAGCGGGUCAGUUGGCCCGUAAGUUCGGAGGCAAGGUGAUGAUCCUCUCCGGCCUGAGCAUCUGCUCCGUCCUGAAUGUCCUUACUCCUCUCUGUGCCAGUCUUGGCGGCUGGCAGCUGGUCUGUGCCCUGCGCGUGGUCGAAGGACUGUGCCAGGGCGUGGUCUUCCCCUCCACGCACACAAUCCUCUCCCAGUGGGCGCCACCGAAGGAGAGAGCCACCCUGGGUACCUGCGCCUAUGCUGGGAAUCAGUUUGGAACCAUCCUCAUGCUGGCCACCAGCGGAGUGAUAGCAGCCUCGCCCAUCGGCUGGCCCAGCAUCUUCUACAUCUCGGGAGGCCUUGGGUGCGUGUGGUCUGUGGUGUACUUCUUCUUCGGAGCUGGAUCCCCGGCGGAGUGCAAGAGCAUCUCGGCGGAGGAGCGGAAGCUGAUCGAGAUGGGACAGGCCAGUGAGGUGAGCAGUGCCGCCGAGGUGCCCAAGGAGCAGUUGCCAACGCCCUGGCUGAGCUUCUUCACGUCGCCCGCCUUCCUGGUGCUCAUCGUGGCCCACUCCACCCACAACUGGGGCUUCUGGACGCUGCUCACGGAGAUUCCCAGCUACAUGAAGAACGUCCUCGGCAAGGACAUCAAGUCGAAUGCGCUGCUCUCCUCCCUGCCGUACGUCUGCAUGUUCUGCAUGUCCUUCGUCUUCUCGGCCAUCUCCGCCCAGCUGAACAACAGGAACUGCGUGUCCACGGUCACGAGUCGCAAGCUCUUCAACUCCAUUGGCCUGUGGAUCCCCAUGAUCACGCUGGUGUGUCUGGGCUAUGUGGGCGCCGACCAGUCGGAGCUGGCCGUGGUCCUGCUCUGCUUCACCGUGGGCAUGAACGGAGCCACCUACCUGGGCUACAACAUGAACCACAUUGAUCUGUCGCCGAACUUUGCCGGCAUCCUGAUGGGCAUCACCAACGGAGUGGCCAACAUCAUGAGCAUCAUUGCCCCUCUGAUCGUGGGAUUCAUUGUCACAGAUGAGCACGAUCCCGAGCAGUGGCGCAUUGUCUUCUUCAUUGCCUCCGGCAUCUAUCUGGUGGGCAACACUCUCUACGUGAUCUUUGGCAAGGCCAAUGUCCAGCCUUGGAACGAUCCUCCGCCGAAGCCGCGUCGCAACUCCACGCCCCAAGUGGAGUCGCAGCACUAAGGACUAAGGACCACGAAUUUAGUGGAAGGUGGACCCAGAAGCCGACUAGUCAGCUGUGUAGUUCUCCGAAUCCGAGACGAAACUGUCAAACUGUCAAUCCUAAGUUAGGAUCCCUAACUGUAGCAAUGGGCACGCAAUGCAUUCUCGCAUUCCUGCCGCUUGUAUAUUUGUAAAUUGUAUUUAAAUACCUUGUAUUUGCAUUCCCCCUCGUCUUAAGUCUUAGUUAGUACCGACUAAUUGAUAAGGUCAAUCGAAAAGAAAGAAGCAAAAAAAUAACAAAAUAAAUUAAGCAUGAGCAACAUGUGAAAAGAGAAACCACAGAAAAGUUUGAUUCACAGCUGCGGUUGAGUUUCUGUGGGAUAUGUUCGCUCGUUUAAAGGUCAAGGUCAAGGAAAAAUAAAUAUUA